This is a messenger RNA of Myxozyma melibiosi, 1242 nucleotides long. RefSeq lists its product as uncharacterized. The transcript has 3 exons. The coding region runs from base 63 to 1169 and encodes 368 amino acids. The record is from RefSeq and is a predicted model, not a curated record. NCBI's taxonomy places the organism in Eukaryota, Fungi, Ascomycota, Lipomycetes, Lipomycetales, Lipomycetaceae. Gene Ontology annotation, molecular function: glutamine synthetase activity. Gene Ontology annotation, cellular component: cytoplasm.
CAACCCGCCUUUUUUCCUGUCCUCCACCGCUCCCUCUUCGCUCUUCACCAACUCUCACCGCAAUGUCCUCCACCGUUCUCUCCCAGGCCCCUAUCUUGGCCAAGUACUCCGACCUUCCCCAGAAUGGCAAGGUCAUUGCCGAGUACGUCUGGAUUGAUGGCACCAAUGGUCUCCGCACCAAGGGCCGGACCCUCGACAAGAAGCCCACCUCCAUCGACGAGCUCCCCGAGUGGAACUUUGACGGUUCCUCGACCGAGCAGGCCCCCGGCCACGACUCGGACAUCUACCUGAGACCCGUCGCCAUGUACGCCGACCCCUUCAGACGGGGCGACAACAUCCUCGUCCUCGCCGAGACCUACAACAGCGACGGCACCCCCAACAAGAAGAACCACCGCGCCGCUGCCUCCAAGCUGUUCGAGGCCCACAAGGACGAGGAGAUAUGGUUCGGUAUCGAGCAGGAGUACACCCUCUUCGACCAGUACGGAGACGUCUACGGAUGGCCCAAGGGAGGUUUCCCCGGCCCCCAGGGCCCCUACUACUGCGGUGUCGGCACCGGCAAGGUCUACGCCCGCGACGUCAUCGAGGCCCACUACAAGGCCUGCCUCUACGCCGGCAUCAACGUCUCCGGCAUCAACGCCGAGGUCAUGCCCUCGCAGUGGGAGUUCCAGGUCGGACCCAACCUCGGAAUCAGCAUGGGCGACGAGCUCUGGAUGGCCCGAUACGUUCUCGAGCGUGUUGCUGAGGACUUUGGUGUCAAGGUUUCCUUCCACCCCAAGCCCCUUCAGGGAGACUGGAACGGCGCCGGUUGCCACACCAACGUCUCCACCAAGGCCAUGCGCACCAAGGGUGGUAUGGCCGACAUCGAGGCCGCCAUCGAGAAGCUCUCCAAGCGCCACCUCGAGCACAUCGGUGUCUACGGUGAGGACAACGACAAGCGUCUGACCGGCAAGCACGAGACUGCCUCGAUCUCGCAGUUCUCGUACGGUGUCGCCAACCGUGGCUGCUCCAUCCGUAUCCCCCGCUCCGUCUCCAAGGACGGCUACGGAUACUUUGAGGACCGUCGCCCGGCUUCCAACAUCGACCCCUACCUCGUCACCGGAAUCAUGGUCGAGACCGUCUGCGGCCCGGUUGACGGCGUCGACAUGGUCUCCGAGGCUGCUCGCGAGUAAACCUUUCCUUCUCCUCUCCUAAGUCUUAUGUUUUUUAUGUACUUUUUUUCUUUUUUUUUUUUUUUUUUUUUUU